This is a messenger RNA of Microbotryum saponariae, 1692 nucleotides long. The record is from the annotation of a GenBank genome assembly. NCBI's taxonomy places the organism in Eukaryota, Fungi, Basidiomycota, Microbotryomycetes, Microbotryales, Microbotryaceae.
AUGUUGUCCAAGCUGCGCAACGUCUCGGUCGCCGCCGCGCUCCUGUUCGCAGGCCUCGCGAUCGCUGCCCCGACACCGGUUUCAAAAAGCUCGCUCGAGGCCCGUCACGGCAAGCAAAAUCUCCUCACGCCCAAAGUGAUGAUCAUUUCGAUGGUGAGUCUCGACAUGAUCCUUGAAGAUAUCGAUUUCGAUUACAGUCCGGUGCUGACCGGUCAUCACCCUUGCCGCAUUGGCUUCGCCGAAUCUUCGCACUUCCCAAAACAGUUUGCACCUGAGCGCGCGGUGUGGAUCAAACCGAUGAAGCUUGUCCACAGUGCGUUCCAUCAUGAGACCCACCCCUCGCCCAUUUCUUCCGUUUUCUAAUCGUCGCUUCGGCCCCUCGCCCUUACAGACGUUUCGGUCGUCGGCUUGUCCCCGCUGUACCCCUACGUCGCCUGCAACGACGAGUACGACGUCUGCAUCAUGACGACGGGUGAGGCCGAAAUCAACGCCGCAGCCAGUAUGAUGGCCCUGGCGCUCUCCCCCCUUUUCUGCUUGCAGCAGACGUACUUCCUCAUCGCCGGCAUCGGUGGGGUCAACCCCUAUGCGGGCACGCUCGGAUCGGCCGCUUUCGCUCGCUUUGCCGUCCAGGUCGCUCUGGAGUACGAGCUGGACGCCCGUCAAAUGCCCAGCAACUGGACAACGGGUUACUGGAUGCAAAACACCGCUGGCCCCGGUCAACUGUCCGCGACCAAGGACCUGUACGGCACCGAACUCUUUGAGGUCAACACGAAGUGAGUCCCUCCCGGAGGAAAAAGGUCGAGCCUCACCUCCCUAGCCCCCAUCGCUGACUCGAUCGGUUCUGUGCAUCCUGCACCAGCCUCCUCGCAAAAGCCUACAACGCGGCCAAGGGCGUCACGCUCAACGACUCGACCACGGCGCAGGCGUACCGGCAAAAAUUCGACUACGCUCCGGCGAACCAGUCCCCUCAGGUCAUUCUCGGCGACGUCGCGACGUCCGACGUCUACUAUGCCGGAACGUUAUUGAGCGAGAGCUUUGGCAACUACACGGCUUUGCUCACCAACGGUACCGGCAAGUACACCACUACGGCUCAAGAGGACAACGCUACGCUCGAGAGUAUGGUCCGAGGUGGGUUUUCCGGUCGUCGUGGACGGCAGGGCCUGUGCACUCCGGGCUGACCCCUUGAAUCCGCUCUCCCUUUAUUCUGUGCUUCCGCAGCCACCAAGGCCGGUCUUCUGGACUAUGCUCGCGUCAUCAUCCUCCGCACGUGCUCCGACUUUGACCGAGCUCCCCCAGGUCAGUUGCCUCAGUCUACACAGGCCUCGGCCCCGGCCGUUUGAGUGUCGCUGACCAGAGAAUGGUGCACCAAUCAGGCAACGUGACCGCCUACGAUGCUUUUGUCGCAGAUCAAGGUGGCUUUGAGCCGGCUUUGCAGAAUCUGUACAUCGCCGGCAAGCCUGUCGUUGAUAUGUCCGUCCCCUUUAUGCUCGGAGCUGGGCUCGCUUCCCUCGAUACUUUCGAGACGAGCCGUACAUCUGAUGAUGAUGAUGCUAACGCUUCCCUUUUCGACCCCACAGGAUACUCAAGGACUGGAGUACGUUCAAGAACGGCGUCCAGCCCCAAUCCAAAGGCAACGGGUCGUACUACGGCGAUGACCUCGGCACGCUCCGUUCCGGACCCGCGCUUGCUUAG